GCGGGCGGAUAUCAAAGGCUGCAUUGUGCAUUCAACAGCCUCCGUCCCCCCUCGUGUGCCAGGGAGGAGGCGGGAGGAGGGACACCUCCGAUGGGAGGCUCCCAAGGUUCUGCUGACUGGUGUUCCCAGGGGCCUUGGCCCAGGGAGGAUGGUGCACACAUGGGUGGCUGCUUCUGUAUCCCUGGGGAGCGGAGUCUACCCUGGGGCCCAGUUUGGAGUUUCCCAUUCUGGGUGCAAAAAAGGCAGUGAAGUCUGUGGAGCAUCUACUUUUCCUCAAGAAGCAGGCUGUAAAGAAGGUCCUUCCAAGGAUCCACCUGGAUUGACUGAGGGCACACGCUCACUUGAAAACAAGGGAAAAUGUUUCCUGCUACAGAAUAUGACUCAAGAGCUGGUGCUCUCAUUCUCGGUGAAGAGUCGCUCCAGGAGGUGCGUCAACGCAGCCUUACAGGAAGCUGCGCGGAGGCGACUCUGGGCCCUGGAGAAUGAAGCCCAUGAAGUCCAUGCGCUGUUUAAGGAUCUCUCUGCAAGGCUCGUGAGUGUCCAGUCCCAGAAGGACCAGUUCCUCAUCACCUUCAAGACCCUGGAGGAAAUCUGGAAGUUUUCCACGUACCUGAACUUAGGCUAUGUGUCCGCGUGUCUGGAACACCUCUUCUUUGACCACACGUACUGGCUCAACAACAGGCUUGUGGACGACACAGAGAUCCAAGUGUCUGUGGAUGAUAAUCAUCUGGAAAACAUAUACCUAGGCCUCCUGCUGCAGGAAGGUCACUUCUUCUGCAGAGCCAUGUGCUCUGUAGCUCAGCCAGCUGACAAGGAAGGAGAUUAUCUGACACUGUGCAGGAACGAGCUGAUCUCCGUGCUCUCCGGGGACGGAUCUGAGUGGGAAGGCGUGUCCUUAGUGACGGGCCAGAGGGGCCUGGUGCCGGUGUCAGCCCUGGAGCCCCUGCCUAUCCCUUUUCACCAAUGGUUCCUGAAGAAUAACCCAGGAAUCUGCGGCCCUUCCAGGAAGAGAGGCUGGACAGGCUCCGGUCAGAUCGGCAGAGGACGGUGCAAGGCUCUGAUGGACUAUGAGCAGGAGGAAAGGGACGAACUAUGUUUCCUCCAGGGUGAAAGCAUCGAAGUCAUUGGCUUUGUCAUACCUGGGCUGCAGUGGUUCAUUGGGAAGUCAAUGAGCUCAGGAGAAGUGGGCUUUGUCCCCACCAGGAGCAUAGAUCUGGAUUCCUGUUCCCCAGUGAGCAAGAACUCUGUCUUUUUCAGUGAUGAGGAAAGGUGUUCUCUCUGGUCCCCAGGAAGUGACAGGAAGGCUGAGUGUUCCGGCUUCCUGUGUGCGCUUGCUCAUACUGACAUCACUUCUAUUUACCGGCUGAGUGAAUUUGAGUCCAUCCAGAAUCUCCAGAAUGAUCUGAACGCAUCUCAGCCUGAGGGCUUCAGGGAGGCCAGGUCUGGUGGGACCUGGAUGGAGCGGCAGACCAUGGGCUCCAGACGUUCCAGCAGUUCUAUAGAUUCCAGCCUUGAGGAGGAGCUCAUCUCAGCCUCCUCAGACAGCUAUCACCUUCCAGAGCCUGAUGACCUCGAUGACCCGGAACUGUUCAUGGACCUGAGCACUAGCCUGGAUGAGGAUGAGAUGGAGCACUUUGCUCCCAUCUUGGCUUUUCUAGAUCAUGAAGGCUACACUGACCACUUCAAAAGCCUCUAUGAUUUCUCCUUCUCUUUUCUUACUUCCUCCUUUUACAGCUUCCCCGAGGAGGAUGAGCUAGUGGCCUACCUAGAGACUUCAAGGAAAUGGGCUAAGAUGAGUCACAUGACGUGGGCCCACGCCCGGCUCUGCUUCCUCCUGGGCCGACUAAGCAUCAGGAAGACCAAACUUUCCCAGGCCAGGGUAUACUUUGAGGAGGCCAUCCGAGUACUUGAUGGGGCAUUUGAGGACCUUUCCCUGGUGGCUGCUCUAUACAUCAACUUGGCUGCUAUCUACCUGAGGCAGAGGCUAAGACAUAAAGGGCCAACCUUGCUUGAAAAGGCAGGCGCUCUGCUGGCCUGCCUGCCAGACCAUGAGUUCAGUGCCAAGAACGAGCUUGACGUCGUGGCUUAUGUGCUUCGCCAAGGGAUCGUGGUGGGGAGCAGCCCUCUGGAGGCCAGGUCCUGUUUCCUGGCCAUCCGGUUGCUCCUGAGUCUUGGCCGGCAUGAGGAAGUUCUGCCAUUUGCAGAGCGUCUGCAACUCCUUUCUGGGAACUCUUCUGCUUCCGAGGCUACAGCCACCAUGUUGAGUUCUCUGUAUGACAAGAAAUAUCUUCCACAUCUUGCAGUGGCCUCUGUUCAGAAGCGUGGUUCCCAGAGUGCCCGGGGGAUGUCUGUUUCCAUUUGGCAGGCCUAUUUAGUUCUCCAGAAUGCCACUAAAAUCCUGGGUGUUCCUUCUUCAAGAUGGUGUGAGGUUUCUGCCCUGGCCUGCCCAACCCUCAGGCAGGCCCUGGCUGCCUGUGAGGAACAGACUGACCUGAACAUCCAGAGGACCUUGUGUCUCAUCCUGUCUAAAAUGUACCUCCAGCACAGAUCUCCUGAUGGUUCUGUCCACUAUCUGAGCCAGGCCCACAUGUUAGGGAAACUCCUGGGCGAAGAGGAAGCCUUUGAAUCUUCCCUCUGUCUGGCGUGGGCUUAUCUCUUAGCCAGGCAGGCAAAGAAGGCUUUGGAGAUCCUUGAACCACUACUAUGUUCCUUGAGGGAGACAGAGUGUGUGACCCAGAGGGGAGUAGUCCAUAACCUUCUGGGACUUGCAUUUCAAGAUGAAGGCCGGACAAGCAGGGCAGCCAAGAGCUACCUCCGAGCAUUGAUCCGAGCUCGGGAGAUGGGGAAUAUACGUAACCAGGCCGUGUCUAUGGCCAAUCUUGGUCACUUGACACUCAAGUCCUGUAUGCAGCAGUCAGCCAGGGGUUAUCUCCUGCAGGCUGUCCGGCUGUAUUCUGAACUGCAAGCCAGCAAGGAGACAGACAUGGAGUUGGUGCAAGUGUUACUGUGGUUGGGCCAAGCUCUGGUGUCUGGACACCAGCUGGUCCAUAGCCGCCUUUGUUAUGAAAUGGCAUUGCUGCUUGGCUUAAGGCACCGGCACCUAAACAGUCAACUUCAGGUCACCAAAUCCCUCUGCCAUUUCUACAGCUCAGUGUCCCCAAACCCCGAUGCGUGCAUUACCUAUCAUGAACACUGGCUAGCCCUGGCUCAGCAACUCAGGGAUCGGGAGAUGGAGGGGCGGUUACUGGAGUCCCUUGGACAACUUUAUAGGAACCUAAAUACAUCCAGGUCCCUCAGAAGGUCCCUUGCCUGCAUCAAGGAGAGCCUGCGUAUAUUCGUCGACCUAGGGGAGAAAGACAAGGCUGCUGAGGCCUGGCUGGGAGCCGGACGCCUGCACUACCUCAUGCAGGAAGAUGAGCUGGUGGAGCUGUAUUUGCAGCCAUUUUUGUUCCACCAGGAGGCCAUCCAGACAGCCUUGAGGUCAGAAGAGCCAUCCCUUGCUCUCAAGCUUUAUGAAGAAGCAGGCGAUGUGUUCUUCAAUGGGACCCGCCAUAGACACCGUGCAGUGGAGUAUUACCGGGCUGGGGCUGUUCCUAUAGCGAGGAGAAUGAAGGCACUCCGAACGGAGCUGCGGAUCUUCAACAAGCUGGCGGAGCUGCAGAUCAGCCUCGAGGGCUAUGAGAAAGCUUUGGAAUUUGCCACCCUGGCUGCCAGGCUGAGUGUUCUCACAGGAGACCAGAAGCAGGAGCUGGUGGCUUUCCAUCGCCUGGCUACUGUGUACUUCUCUUUGAACAUGUAUGAGAUGGCUGAAGACUGUUACCUGAAGACUCUGUCCCUGUGCCCACCAUGGCUGCAGAGUCCCAAGGAAGCGCUGUACUAUGCCAAGGUGUAUUGUCGCCUGGGCCGACUCACUUUCUACCAGCUGAAGGACGCCCAUGAUGCUACUGAAUACUUUCUGCUGGCGCUGGCGGCUGCGGUCCUGGUGGGUGAUGAGGAGCUGCAGGACACCAUUCAGAACAGGCUAGACAGCAUCUGCCAGAGUCCCUUGUGGCACAGCAAUCCCUUGGGGUGCUCUUCAGAGAGGGCACGGUGGCUCAGUGGUGGGAGCCUGGCCCUCUGAAGAGACCCAUCCCCGUCUUGAUCACGUUGCCAUGGCUAGCUGCUGCCUUCCUGCCCCAAGUUCUUAGAUCUGGACCAGGAGGAUUCAAGUUAUCACCUCAUUUGAUGGAGAAGAGCAAUGGCCAGAAGGAGAAGGGCCUGUGAGAGGCAUCUUGGCGCCAUGCUUUGCCUCCGGAACUUUGCCCAGGUCACUGUGACUCUUCGACACAAACAGCUCCAAGAUGCCUUCUCUCAACUCAGCUCUGGAGAAAGGAGGAAAGCAGGCACUGCACUGGGGAAAGUGAGAGUAGACUGUCCCAGUGCCCUCACCAGUGUUCUCAGGGAAAGACCCUUCGGUGCCUCUGGAAGAACCCAUUGCUUCUUUCUUGCUCUCUUCAAAACCAAAACAAGUCAGCACCCAGUGCUCAUGGGGACUUCUGGGUCUGGGAUGGUUUUGGCUCAGCAGACGCAGUCUCAGGAGGGCCAGGUAGAAUGCCCAGAGGUCCAACUGGGAUCCACAUUCUCCAUUCAACCUGGAAGCAUGGGUCCUUUAAGAGUUCCCAGAAACGUACCCAGGGUUAAGGCUUGAGAAUUCUGCCAUAAAUCAUAUGUAAAUACUGUAUAUUAUUAAAUAUUGGCUGUUUACAUUUA
Apodemus sylvaticus (European woodmouse) is the source of this 4749-nucleotide messenger RNA. RefSeq names its product SH3 domain and tetratricopeptide repeats 2 (gene Sh3tc2). Gene Ontology annotation, molecular function: protein binding. Gene Ontology annotation, biological process: regulation of ERBB signaling pathway; regulation of intracellular protein transport. The record is from RefSeq and is a predicted model, not a curated record. Bases 149 to 4120 code for a protein of 1323 amino acids. Lineage: Eukaryota; Metazoa; Chordata; Mammalia; Rodentia; Muridae. Gene Ontology annotation, cellular component: recycling endosome. The transcript is spliced from 18 exons.